Messenger RNA from Caenorhabditis remanei, 285 nucleotides. RefSeq lists its product as uncharacterized. Lineage: Eukaryota; Metazoa; Nematoda; Chromadorea; Rhabditida; Rhabditidae. The record is from RefSeq and is a predicted model, not a curated record. The transcript is spliced from 3 exons. Bases 1 to 285 code for a protein of 94 amino acids.
AUGGGUCACCUUCAAAUCCCAGAGAAAAUGCAAUUUUCCAUCACCCUCGCCAUUCAAGGCUACUUAGCGGGUCAUCCCAGUGUGGACUUCAUUUCGAGGAGGACUAAACAAAAGGUCCUCAUGGUAUUAUUAUGCAUUUUGGCCUUCUUCACCCUCUGCAACUUCAUAACUAUUUUCGUGAGCCCGCCGGAACUUCAUGCUACUACCGAAGAGUGUACUGUCUCGGCGAUUGCAUAUUCGGUCUUCUUCUAUUCCUGGACUCGGCUUGAAAUCCGACGUGGCUGA